Molecule: messenger RNA, 1167 nt
Organism: Metschnikowia bicuspidata var. bicuspidata NRRL YB-4993
Lineage: Eukaryota; Fungi; Ascomycota; Pichiomycetes; Serinales; Metschnikowiaceae
Product: iron-sulfur cluster assembly protein
Exons: 1
Coding region: 1-1167 (388 amino acids)
Biological process (GO): iron-sulfur cluster assembly
Cellular component (GO): cytosolic [4Fe-4S] assembly targeting complex
Molecular function (GO): protein binding
Source: RefSeq, a predicted model, not a curated record
AUGACUAAAUUACUAAAGACAUUAAAAGCCCACUCAGAUAAAGUGUGGAGCGUUUCUUCCCAUGAUAAGUUGCCUCUUUUAGCCACUGCAUCUAGUGAUAAGACUAGUAAAAUUUAUCAGCUAUCCUUGGAGCACAAUUUCCCGCUCAUAGGGGUAUUGGAGGAGACCCACAAGCGGUCUGUGCGUAGCGUCGCCUUUAAACCACAAUUACAAUCAUCCGAAAAUGAAUUUAUCGACUUGCCAGCACUCUCUGCUGGGUCAUUUGACUCAACGAUAUCUAUAUGGGGCAUUGAUGAACCCGAAGACUUAUUAGAGAAUGAGCAAUCAGACGAAGAAGACGGGGAAGAGUCCAGAUUGAAGAGAGAAGUGGAUAUGUUAAUAAGUCCAAAAAAUGAAUGGAAUUUAAUGGCUUUGAUCGAAGGCCACGAAAACGAAAUCAAAGCAGUGGCGUGGAACCGGUCAGGAAACUACUUGGCAUCAUGCUCUAGAGACAAAACAAUCUGGAUUUGGGAGACAGAUCCCGAGACGCUCGAAGAAUUCGAGUGCAUAUCUGUUUUAAGUGAUCACGAGCAUGACAUAAAACAUAUUGUAUGGCACCCAAAAUACAAUAUCUUGGCCAGUUCGUCUUACGACGAUACCGUGAGAUUGUACCAACAGGACGCCGAUGAUGAAGAUUGGUCCUGUGUCGGAAUUCUCAGUGGGCACGAGGGAACUGUUUGGUGUUCUCAGUUUGAAAACCCUUCCAGUCCCACCGCUUCAAAGGACAAAAUCAGACUUGCUUCUUCAUCUGAUGAUUCAACAGUGAGAGUGUGGACAUGUGACAAACCAGGCGAUUCCUCUCGCGAAAAUUCCGACCUUCCAAGCUCCAUAAAGCAUGAGUCGGAUGAAAUGCACUGGCUGUUAGAGCAAGUGCUUCCACAAGCUCACAAAUAUGCUAUUUACUCUGUCUCUUGGUCAGCCAAAAGCGGAAGAAUUGCCUCUGCAGGAGCCGAUGGUCAGAUUGUCAUUUACAAAGAGAGCAACGGCGAAUGGGAGAUUGAGAGUUCAAUAAAAUCUGCCCAUGGGGUAUACGAGAUAAACUGCGUUUCAUGGUGCAACUUAAGCAAUGGAGCGGAGGUUUUGGUGUCCGCAGGCGAUGAUGGAAAUAUCAAUAUUUGGGAGGCUUGA